GGCUCCAGCCAUCAGAGAUCGACUUUGCAUGCGCACACGUCGCGUGUUUUAGGAGCCCAGGUGCCAGAAGAUGGUCCCUGGCUUGGUCCUGGCCCACGAAAGCCGUGCGGUGAAGGCCAGCAUUGCGCUUUUCCCAGGGCUCCAGGUGGGCGGCCCCGCUUGUGCCUGCGAGGAGACGGAGUUCUCGGGCCCAGUUUGGCAGGUGCGCUGCGCGGAGGAUGGCGUCGUACAGCGGGCCGAGAAGGAGGAGGUGCUGAUGGCGGACAAGAACUUGUUCCUUCCGGGGACCAAGGUGGGCUUCAAGUCCGACGUCAGCCGGGGCCAGUUUUUGGUUUGGCGCAGCACCAAGUGGACGAUCAACGCCGAUGCCUCGUUGUCGCCCGCCGCGUGCCCGCAGCUGGUGCUGGUCUACGAGCAAGGCUUCGACCGGGAGGCGGAGGAGCGGCUGUUGAUCAGCAGCGUCUGCCAGGUGUUGCCGGAGCCCUGGAAAAGUUGCGACAGCUUCCAGAUCAAGGAGAGACUGGCGGACUUCGCGACUUUGAAGCUUGAGGCGGAGGGCGUUCCCCCGAUUUGCGUGCACCUGCAGCGGGCGGUAGGCAAGGAUGACGAGGCGGAGAAACGGAAGGCGGAGAAGAUUCACGAGAUUUUGGCUUCCAAAGGCCUGGCGCCGAAGCGCUUGGCCAGCACGGAGCUCUGGUGGGUGGAGGCCUGGGAAAGCAAAGGCGCGCCCGGGAAGGCGGACGCCAGCGACUGGACGCCGUUGAUGACGGACCGGGACUACGUCGAGAAGUGCGGCAGGCUGUUGGCCAAGCUCCACAGUAUCGAGCCCGCGUGGUAUGAGGAGCACCUGGCAUUUUUGAAGAAGCAGUAUCCGGAACUCAAGGAUGUGCCUGCCUCCUCCCAUCUUUGGUCCUACCAGAGCUUCAACAACAAGCGGCACCAAUUCGGCCGGGAGGCCGACUUGGCGCUGGGCGAGCAGGCUUUGAAGAUGUUCCUGGAGGCAGGGGCGAACCCCGUCUCAGAGAUUGGUUCGCGCACGGUGACCGUGCAUGGGGACUUCCUCCCGUCCAACAUGCUGUACACCGAAGAUGGCUUGCAGCUGAUCGACUUUGAGACCGCGUCUUCGGGGCAGGCGGUGGCGGACAUUUCCUACGCCUUCUCCCGCUGGGUGGCACAGUCAGUGCGGCCCAUCUUCGUGCGGGCCUAUUUGGAGGAGCUGAAGGGCACCCAAGACAUCGCCGAGGAGGACGUGAAGGCGCUGCAGUUGGAUGGCGAGCGCUGCGUGAUGAAGUACGGCACCAACCCGCUGACGGUGCGCUACGGCCUGCAGAUUAUGAAUGGCUUCCCAGGAGCAGUCAGACACAGCAUCACGCUGCACAACAAGCUGGAAGAUGGCUCCUCUCUGACCAUCUGUGCCGCCUACGAUGAUCUCUGCAAAUUGGCAGAUCAGGCAUUGGAAGACCCUGCGAUUGCCCAGGACAUUCUGGACAGAGGCUUUGAAAAAGUGGCUCGACAAGUCGUAUGGAACCAUGGGCGAGCACCGCUCCACUACCAUGCUGAGUGGCCCGGAGACUACACGGGGGAACUCACCUGGCUGGCUGGCUUCGUCAUGGGCUGUCUAUACACGGUCGGAUUUUUAAAGUAGCAAAACCAGGCUUUUCAAAAGUGGCUCGACAAGUCGUAUGGAAUCACGGACGAGCACGUGAGCAGCGCUCCACUACCGUGCUGCACUUGGCUGGCUGGCUUCGUCAUGGGCCGUCUAUUAGUAGCAUUUUUGGUGCCACUUAAUCUAAGCAACAAGCCAAACCGCAUAACGAUGACGCUAAGCAUCGUUUUGCGAUUGCAUCAGCUGGCCUAAAAACGGUCAGGGUGCCGUGUC
Molecule: messenger RNA, 1879 nt
Organism: Effrenium voratum
Lineage: Eukaryota; Dinophyceae; Suessiales; Symbiodiniaceae
Source: the annotation of a GenBank genome assembly